CGAUCCCAGAACGCCGGGAUUACGCCCUGAGCCGAAGGCAGACGCCUAACGACUGUGCUACCCCGGCGCCCCAAAACUCUCUAGAUUUUAUCUCCACCGUGGCUCUUAUAGUCUCUUUCUUUGCAUUCCUAUUGCGGUCACCACUUCUCUCCUGGGCUACCAUGAUUUCUAAUGUUUAUUUCUAACUUCCGUCAUCCUACACAGCUGUCAGAUUAAUUUUCCUAAGACCUUCCCAACACUUUCAGUGGAUUCCCCAUCACCUAAACAGUCAAGUCCAAACUUUUAGAAGUGAUAGUCAAGACCUUCAUGUUUUGGGCCCCAAAUUCCUGUCCAGCCUUACCUCCUUCUAUUAAUCUUCAUGUAACCCUUCCCCUAAUCCAGUUUAUCGAUCCCUAAUUCCUAAACAAGUCUUUUGCUUCCGCUCGUUCCCAGGACCCCGGGAUUAUGAUCUGAGCCAAAGGCAGGUGCUUGACGACUGAGCCACCAGGCGCCCUCCUCCAUAUCUUCUUCUGAGCUCUAUUCUGUUCAUUCCACAACACCAGCAACUGCUCCCCAUGGGACUCUUCUGGUGUCUUUCCCCUCCUCUUCUCCUUCCACUGGGCCUCAGGCCCCUAGUGAAAGAUCGGGCUCACCCUUGGGCAUCUCUGUCAUUUGCUCUUUGUUCUUUCUGUAACAACAAACUAGCCUUUUAUAUUAGCCUAAUCCAUAAACACAUGCAUUUUUCAUUUCUGCAAAUGCUUGAUUUUGAACACGUGCACGUCAAAGAAAAUGUUGCCAUUUGAGAAUGUUUUCUCCUUCAAACCGAAUACUUGAGAUGUGUCUCAACAGGAAACACUCCAUAGUUGCCCCAACUGAACACUUUGGGUCAGAGAAGAACCAAAGUGACUUUGAGCCCAGAUCCUGGCGGACUUGACAGGCUGUCUUUUAUGAAGCUUUUCAAUAAAGCUGUAGUGGCUCUUUAAAAAAUGACAAAACAAAAAAACCCUCCACAGUAUAGAGAGGAAGUGCUGCUGCCUUUUCAGCUGCUAAUUUUAGCUAGUCCUGCAACAGACCUGGCCAGGAGCUACAAAUAGUUCCAACCAACUAGCGAGACAGAGAAAGUGUGGCACCGCGGGCGGCGGGUAGAUUUCCCCUCUCCAGCAAUCUCAGAGAGAACAGCCCGACAGGUACCCAGGAAUGAGAGCCUGAAGAACGGAUUUGCUGAAUUUUCCCAUAAAAUAACAUAAAAGGUGAAUUAUCGUGCAUCGUAUUGACUUUAAAUAAGUGGCCUUAGAGAGCCCUGGGCGCUAAGUGUUACCAGUUAUAGUAAUUAUAAUACUGUUGAAACUAACUUUUUUUUUUUAAGUGAGUAGGAAUUGCUAUGGAAGUUGAAGUUGUGAGAGAAGAGCGAACUCAUCAAGCCAUUCCCUGCUCCUCAGCCCGAAGGAGAUCUAAGCUCAGCCUUGGCCAGAGAGAAGUAACCGUCCAGAAAGGACCGCUGUUUCGGGCGGCAGGCUACCCCGUCAGCAUUGGCUGCAAUGUCACUGGCCACCAGGGACCCGCUGAGCAGCAUUUCCAGUGGUCUGUGUACCUGCCCAAAGCCCCGACCCAAGAAGUCCAGAUCGUGAGCACCAGGGAUGCCACCUUCUCUUACGCAGUGUAUGCACAGCGCGUGCGAAGCGGGGGGAUCUAUGUGGAGAGGGUCCGGGGCAACUCGGUCUUCCUGCACAUCUCAGAGCUGCAGCCGAAGGAUUCCGGCGAGUAUGAGUGUCACACGCCGAACACGGACGAAAGAUACUACGGCAAUUACAGCGCGAAGACUAGGCUAAUUGUUGUUCCAGAUACCCUCUCUGCCACCAUGAGUUCCCAGACUCUCGGUAAGGAGGAAGGUGAAUCAUUAGAACUUACCUGUGAAGCCUCCAAAGCCACGGCUCAGCACACCCACCUCUCUGUCACCUGGUACCUGAUGCAGGAUGGAGAAAGAAACCAAACUACCAAGAUUAUUUCCCUCUCCAAAGAUUUCACGUUGAUCCCUGGGCCCUCAUAUACAGAGAGGUUUGCAGCUGGUGACGUCCAGCUCGGCAAGCUCGGGGUCAGCACCUUCAGGCUGUCCAUAGGGAGCCUCCAGCCCUCAGAUCAAGGCCAGCUGUUCUGUGAGGCAACUGAAUGGAUUCAGGAUCCAGAUGAAACCUGGACUUUAAUCACGAGAAAGCAGACAGCUCAAACAGCUCUGAGGAUCCGACCAACAGCGAGAGAUUUUCAAGUCAACAUUUCAGCUGAGAGCACAUUUACUGCAGGGAAAUCCUUAGAACUGGCCUGCCUGGUCGGAGGUGGUGGCCGGGACCCACAGCUUCAGGGUGUUUGGUUCUUCAAUGGUAAUGAGAUGGCCCGCAUCGACGCUGGGGGUGUUCUGGACCUGAAAGGAGACUACAAAGAGAGAGCAAGUCAGGGACAGCUCCAGGUUUCAAAGUUCAGCCCCAAGGCUUUCGCUCUCAGGAUCUUCUCUGCGGGCCCCGAGGAUGAAGGCAUCUACAGAUGUGCCGUGGCAGAGAUGGCGAGAGCUCCGAUGGGCUCCUGGCAGGUGCUUCAGCGCAAGCAGUCGCCCGACCGUCACGUGCAUCUGAGAACGCCAGCAGCAAGAAAUGUGGUCUUAUCUACCAAGAACAAGCAGCAAGCAGUGUGGGAAGGAGAGGCAUUAACCCUUCUCUGCAAGACCGAUGGGGCUGAGAGUCUCCUGUCUGUGGAAUUUUGGCGCCUCCCACGAGGCCAGACGCAGCCGGAGUUUGUGGCUGGCGUGCAGCAGGACGGCACCGUGCGCCUGGGCGCCUCCUCCGAGGAACUCCAUAACCAGAGCCCCACGAGGCUGCAGAAAAUGGACUGGGCCACCUUCCAGCUGGAGAUCAGCUCCACCAGCAGCACAGAUGGUGGCGUGUACGAGUGCAGAGUGUCUGAGGGUGCCUGGAACCAGGCCAGAGGUCGGAGCUGGACUCAGAAGUUGGCAGUCACUGUCCAGUCUCUGCAGUCGAGCUUACGGGUUAAGCUGAUGAGCCGUCAACCCCAAGUGGAAUUAGCCAAGACCUUUGGCCUGUCCUGCGUGGCGGAGGCUGACUACACCAGCCUCGGGGUGCUGCUCGCCGUGACGUGGCAGUUCCAGCCGGCAAGAUCUCGUGUCUUUCAUCCACUUGUUCGAAUCACCCAUAAUGGCACUAUUGAGUGGGGGGAUUUCCUAUCUCAGUUCCAAAAGAAGACAAAGGUUUUCCAGUCUUCAUUUCGUUCUCAACUCCUAAUCCACGAUGCCAGCGAGGAAGAAGCAGGAGUUUAUCAGUGCAAAGUAGAAGUUUACGUCAGCAACUCCCUAUGCACACGCGGCCCCGCGAGGGCUUCUGCUGUCUCUCACGCACUGAUGAUAGCCAUCACUUUACCAGAGAGCAAGCUGCAAGUGAACUCGAGCAGUCAAGUCCGAGAGAUCCUCAUCAACUCCAACACCGACAUAGAAUGUAGGGUCUUGUCCCGGUCCACUGGAGACCUUCAGUUAGCCGUCAUUUGGUACUUCUCUCCCAGUUCCACUAACGCAACCUGGCUGAGGAUCCUGCAAAUGGACCAAACCAAUGUUGUAAAAUAUGGGGAUGAAUUUCCCACCCCAUGGAGAAAACAAAAAUUCUACACUGAGAAAGUUUCCCAAGACUUGUUUCAGCUACACAUUUUGAACAUGGAAGACAGCGAUCAGGGCAAAUACCACUGCACUGUGGAGGAAUGGCUCUUGUCUACAAAUGGCACUUGGCACAAGCUUGGAGAAAAGAAGUCAGGCCUGACAGAAUUGAAACUCAGGCCCACAGGAAGUCAAGUACGUGUCUCCAAAGGGUACAGGACAGAAAAUGCUACUGAGCACGGAGACGUGGCCAUCCACUGCAGCGUGGAGAGUUUUGGCAGCCCAGCUUCCCUGUUCUCUGUGAUGUGGUAUCGGAACAGGGAAAAUUCUGGAAGGAAGACACUGGUACACCUGCACCAUGAUGGCUUGCUGGAGUAUGGAGAAGAGGGGCUCAGGAGGCAUCUGCACUGUUACCGUUCAUCCCAUACAGACUUUGUCCUGAAGCUUCAUCGGGUAGAGACGGAGGAUGCUGGGCUCUACUGGUGCAGAGUGACAGAGUGGCAGCUGCAUGGCAGCCCAAGCAACUGGGUCAACCAAGCCUCAGAUGAGUCACAGCCUAUGGUGCUCUCGGUGCUGCCUUCAGAGCCCACAUUUCCUUCCAGGGUCUGCUCAUCAACAUCUUUACUCUAUUUCCUAGUGGCCUGCCCCUGCAUUCCAUUGGUUCUUCUGUUCAUUUCCCUCUUCUGCUUGUACCGCAAGGGCAGGAAGCUGUCAGCACUGAGUCUAAAAGCACAGAAAGAAAAGGCUCUCUGGAUGAACUUGAAAAGGGCUGGAGACUGGACAGCAAACCAGAAGGAAGAGGAAGAGGAAGACCAUUAAAUCUGGAGAGCCACCCGCAGCCCUGGGGCAGCCCCGGGAAAGUGCAGACUUUGGAAUGGGACUGAGCAGCAAGUGAAUGUGAAUGAAUCCUGACUGGUCCUUCUUGGCAUCUGUGGCCUUGGGCCAGUUACCUAGGAAUCAGAGGGAAUGUUUAUUGAGCAUGUAUGGGGGGCCCCACACCUAAGUGUUUCUUUGUGUAUUACCCUCAUCUACCCCUUGCAUCCUCCCAGGAGCUAGAUGAUUUACCCUGUUUUCCAUUGGCUGUACCUCACAGAGGUUCAGGGUCCCUGUCUGUAAGGAGAGACCCUCCCUCACACAGCCUCUUGGGUAUUCGGUGAGAUCCCAUGGCAAAGCCCGGGUGAGAAUGCCCUCUGCUCUCUCCUCCCUUAUGUCGCUGACUCCUGGGAAAUCACGCGGAGUGGUCCAGUCACACUGGCUCUAGGUUUAUCUUUUGCCCCAGAUAAGAGGUGUAGGAAGGGGCCUGAUGUCAGCAAGGCAAAAGGUAUUGGGGAUAUGCCCUUCAUUCACAUCCGAUCUGCCUCCCAGUGUGAGCGUAACUUCCUUCAAAGCAGAAACCCCAUCCUUCCCUCAUCCCGUCUAUGAAUGCUACUCAGGAGUAAGUUCUGCAUAGAGGGUGUCCGAUCAGUAUUGGUCCUUUGAUGAAAUUGUAAAGCAUUUCAUAGUCUGUCUUCCUUCCUUCUUUUCUUCCUUCCUUCCUUCUUUUCUUUCCCCUUCCUUCCUUCCUUUCUUUCUCCUUCCUUCCUUCCUUUCUUUUCUCUAUUAGCAUUAGGUCAUUGCUAAGGGAAAAAUCAUCUUUUACAGCAGUGCUCUAAUCAGCCCCCAAGGCCUCAUACCUCCCCUUCCUCCCCACGCCAAAAGAUCCAUCUGGGUCCUGGCCCUGAGCCAAUGCCUUAUUUUCUUUGACCUGAUGGCCUUAGGUUGUAGCACAGGGCAUUGUGGUAGUGCCACUUUCCCCUCCUCCCCCAGCAGGGGUGAGGCACUCAGGGGAAGCAGUGGGUCAAGUCUGGUUCCUCAGGGUCCCCUGUUCUCAGCCAGGAAUGGUCAGGGGUCGGGGGUGGUUGGAGAGUGUCAUGGCUUACGGCUUUCAACAGCUGUCCCCCAGGAUAUAACACUGUUCCCCCUGGGCCUGAGGUCUCCUCAUCUUUGAUCAAAAGUUGCUCAGGCCCUGUUGUAGCCAGAAUUGGAAAUCGAUCGGUGCCACCCAACAGACUUGAGGAAACGCAUCUGUUUAUUGUCUAUGUGACCAACAGGGUUGUUUUAUCACUCACUAAUUUGCAUUUCCAAGGAGAGCAAUUUAUUUUUAAUUAUUUUAUCAGGCACACAUGUCUUCUCCAAACAUAAUUAGCUCCUUUGCGAGGGGAGCAUCGGGGGCUCUGAGAGCUCCCAGUGUAGACCUACAGGUCCCUUCCGCUCAUCUCCCUUUCUAGGCUCAUUUAAAAUAGUCCAAGUGUUUUCCUUAAAUGUGUCAACACAUUUGUCUCUUCCCUUUCAGGUAGGGUGGCAUAUUUUCCAGAAAACAAAGCUAAAGUUAAGACUUCUUUGAAAAGUAUGAUGCCCCCUGCCUUUUUUUUCCCGCCUCAGAAACCUGUAUUGUAAUUGGGAUUUUGAAGGGAAAGGGAGCAGAAUGGAACCCUGUCAGAUAAUCAGAGCGGAUUCUAGUGCUGCCCCCUGCCUGGGGUCCUCUUUCCCCUGACUCCUUCCCUCUCUCCUCACCUGGGUCCUGCCUUUCAGCUCAGAGCUCACCAGCCACUUCUUUGCGUUUGAAUCCGAUGCAGACAAGGCAUGGAGCGGACACUGGGAUGUCCAACUGCGCUGACCGGAGCCAAGCAUCCCAGCCCCGGGAGAGGUGUGAGGGGUCCCGUGGGGACUCAGCCAGACACAGCUCCGGUCCCCCGGGGCCGUCACCUUGUUUCUUCUGGCUGCUGUGCUUUCAGACAGCUCGCUAGAUGUUCUAAGAAGCCACUAUUGCGCUAUUUGGCCCAUUGUGAAUUUUUAGGCAACUAAACCCCGAAGUCGUCUUUUCUCUUUUCUGAACCGAAUAAAAUUUGUGUUCACCUAA
Ailuropoda melanoleuca (giant panda) is the source of this 6527-nucleotide messenger RNA. It is a transcript of the gene CD101, whose product is annotated as CD101 molecule. The record is from RefSeq and is a predicted model, not a curated record. Gene Ontology annotation, cellular component: membrane. Bases 1361 to 4447 code for a protein of 1028 amino acids. NCBI's taxonomy places the organism in Eukaryota, Metazoa, Chordata, Mammalia, Carnivora, Ursidae. The transcript is spliced from 9 exons.